Messenger RNA from Morus notabilis, 4175 nucleotides. Its product is annotated as myosin-2. Lineage: Eukaryota; Viridiplantae; Streptophyta; Magnoliopsida; Rosales; Moraceae. Gene Ontology annotation, cellular component: myosin complex; actin cytoskeleton; cytoplasm. The transcript has 22 exons. Gene Ontology annotation, molecular function: microfilament motor activity; ATP binding; actin filament binding. The coding region runs from base 303 to 3773 and encodes 1156 amino acids. Gene Ontology annotation, biological process: vesicle transport along actin filament; actin filament organization. The record is from RefSeq and is a predicted model, not a curated record.
CUUACGCCGUUUUGGAAAUUCGCUUUCUGAGAUCGUUUUUUGCUCAACAACAACAACAAAAAAACGCGUUUCGUAGCUCCAUACGUGCAUUUUCUCGAUCUUUUCAGCUUUCUCUCGUUGCCAUUUUUGGAGAAUUUUGAUGAGAGAAUUCGGAGGAUCAGGGAUGGCGGAGUUUCCGAUGCUCUGGUUCGGAAUUAGGGUUUUCGGAGUGAGAGGUGGAAUUUGAUCUUUUUCACGGUGAGAAUUUGGAUAAUUUUUGAAGGAUUUUUUGCGGAUUUUGUUCUAGGUUUUUGAGGUGAAAGAUGAUGUUAUCCGCGUCGCCGUCGAUGAUAGUCCGGAGCUCGCUGGAGGAAAUGCUUGAUUCGCUCCGGCGGAGGGACGAUGAAGAGAAGCCGAAGGAUUUGCCGCCGGCAUUGCCGGCUCGCCCGACUUCGAAGGCCCGGCUUCCUCCGGCGAGGCGGUCUUUGCCGACGAACUUCAGGGUCGGCGACGACGACGACGAGUGCCUGCCGAGUGGAAAUGAAGAGACGAAGAGGAAGGAGAAUGAUUCCUCCGGUUCCAAGAGGAAUUGUUUCGCGACCAAGAAGAUGAGGAAAGAGCAAAAUGCCGCCGAGUCGCCGUAUGCGAUCGGAAUUGAGCUGACGGAGAGCUCGGAUCGGGCCGCGGUAGCUUCUAUGUGGAGGAAUCAAGGGACGGACUUGGAUGACAACAUUAGCUACUUCAUGAAGAAGAAACGUCGCGUUUGGUGUCGGUUGCCAAGUGGGCAGUGGGAAUCAGGAACGAUACAAUCAACAUCAGGAGAGCAUGCACUUGUUUCUCUCUCUAACGGGAAUGUUAUGAAAAUCAGCUCAUCCGAGCUCUUACCGGCAAACCCAGAUAUCCUUGAAGGAGUUGAUGAUCUUGUACAACUUAGUUACUUGAAUGAGCCAUCUCUUUUUCACAAUCUUCAGAACAGAUUUUCUAAUGAUCUGAUUUACACUAAAGCGGGACCAGUUUUAGUUGCUAUCAAUCCCUUCAAAGAUGUCCAAAUUUAUGGAGAUGAGUUUGUCACGGCUUAUAGGCAGAAAAGAUUGGACAGUCCUCACGUUUAUGCUGUAGUAGACGCUGCUUAUGAUGCAAUGAUGAAAGAAGAAGUAAAUCAAUCCAUUAUCAUCAGUGGAGAAAGUGGAGCUGGGAAAACUGAGACAGCAAAAAUUGCAAUGCAUUACUUGGCUGCUCUUAGUGGUGGCAGCUCCAGUAUCGAGCAUAAGAUGCUUCAGAGCAAUCUUAUACUGGAAGCAUUUGGUAAUGCAAAAACAUCUAGGAAUGGCAACUCUAGCCGAUUUGGAAAGUUGAUUGAAAUUCAUUUUAGUACACUUGGGAAAAUAUGUGGUGCUAACAUUGAAGUGUUUCUUUUGGAAAAGUCACGAGUGGUUCAAUUGGCCAAUGGUGAACGGUCAUACCAUGUAUUUUAUCAACUCUGUGCUGGUGCUCCUUCAAGUCUAAAAGAGAGACUGAACCUUAGAAUGGCUAGUGAUUACAAAUAUCUUAGUCAAAGUGAUUGCUUAGCAAUAGAAGGUGUCAAUGAAGCUCAGAGAUUUCAUAUUCUUAUGGAAGCAUUAGACAUUGUUGGAAUUUCUAAAGAAGAUCAAGAGCGUAUAUUUGCAACCCUUGCAGCUAUAUUAUGGCUGGGAAACACUUCAUUCCAAGUGAUUGACAAUGGAAACCAAGUGGAGGUCCUGGUUGAUGAAGCUGUAACAAAUGCGGCCAAGCUGAUGGGAUGCAGUAUCCAGGAGUUGAAGUUAUCAUUAUGCACCAAUAAAAACCUUGCUGGCAAGGAGAGCGCCACUAAAAGGUGGACCUUGCAGCAGGCAAUUGACAGAAGAGAUGCUUUGGCAAAAUUUAUCUAUGCGAGACUGUUUGACUGGCUUGUAGAACGGAUCAACAAUUCCCUUCAUGCAGCCAAAUGCUGCGUUGGGAAAUCAAUCAAUAUCCUUGAUAUAUAUGGGUUUGAGUCUUUUCAGAAGAACAGCUUUGAACAAAUGUGUAUUAAUUAUGCAAAUGAGAGGCUGCAACAACAUUUCAACAGGCAUUUAUUUAAACUUGAACAGGAGGAUUAUGAACUGGAUGGUAUUGAUUGGACUAAAGUAGAUUUUGAAGACAACCAAGAGUGCUUAGAUCUGUUUGAGAAGAAAUCUUCAGGGUUACUAUCCGUGUUGGAUGCGGAAUCAAACCUGCCCAAGGCCAGUGAUUUGACCUUUGCCAAUAAGCUCAAGCAACAUUUGAAUUUGAAUAGUCGCUUCAAAGGAGAAAGAGGCAGGGCAUUUAGUGUUCGUCACUAUGCUGGAGAGGUUCUGUACGAUACAAACGGAUUUCUGGAGAAGAAUAAAGAUUCUUUGCAUGCUGAUUUUCUCCAACUCCUCUCAGCUUGCAAUAAUGAACUCCUGCAGAUUGCCUCCAAAUUGCUAAAUGAUUCUGAGAAACCAGCUACUACAUUAUCCGAGAUCAGUUCAUCAGACUUCCCAAGGCAGAGUGUUAGUACAAAGUUUAAGAAUCAAUUAUUCAAAUUAAUGCAGCGGUUGGACAGCACCAAACCUCAUUUCAUUCGCUGCAUAAAGCCAAAUAAUAAGCAGCUUCCUGGCAUAUAUGAAGCAGACCUUGUCUUAGAACAGCUUAGAUGUGGUGGAAUUUUGGAGGUCGUUAGGAUAGCAAGAUCUGGACAUCCAAUUAGAAUGAAACAUCAAGAGUUUGCACGAAGGUAUGGUUUCCUACUCUCAAAGACCAAUGUAGCUCGGGAUCCAUUAAGUAUAUCCAUUGCCAUUCUUCAACAAUUUGGUAUCCUUCCUGAGAUGUACCAAAUUGGUUAUACUAAAGUUUUCCUUCGAAUGGGGCAGAUUGAAAAAUUGGAGCAUAGAAGAAAACAAGUUCUUGAAGGAACAGUUUGUGUCCAGAAACACUUCCGUGGGUAUCAUGCUCGCCGUUGUCUCUAUGAGCUAAAGGGAGCAAAGAAAUCAAAGUCAUGUAAUGAUACUCAUCUUGUGAAGGGGUUACAACCUGACGGUCUGAAAUCUAUAAAGAAGCCUGGAAGGAAGUUUUCCGAAGGAAAGGAGGAGCGGGUUCAUAAGAUGCCUUUAACUCUAAAAGAGCUUCAACAGCGAGUCAUAAAGGCAGAAGAAACUAUUGAGCAAAAGGAAGAGGAAAACGCUGCAUUGCGUGAGCAACUGCAGCAGUUUGAGACGAGGUGGUCAGACUAUGAGGCAAAAAUGAAGUCUAUGGAGGAAAUGUGGCAAAAGCAGAUGGCAUCUUUGCAGAUGAGUCUUGCUGCAGCCAGAAAGAGCCUUGGCGUUGAUCAUUCAGUAGGUCAACCCGGAAGACAUGAUGCUGCUACAUCACCUCGUUAUUAUGAUUCUGAGGAUGCUACGUCCAUGGGAUCUCGAACUCCUGGUGCAAGCACACCUCUCAAAUAUUCUAACAGCGGUCACGAUGUUGGAGUGGGACGGGAUACUAACGGUACUCUGAGUGCAGUGAGCAAUCUGAUGAAGGAAUUUGAGCAGCAGAGACAGGCUUUUGAUAAUGAUGCCAAAGCUCUAGUGGAUGUCAAACCAGGACAGUCGGCUUCAAAUAAGAAUUCAGAUGCAGAAUUAAGAAUGCUUAGAUCCCGCUUUGAGAUGUGGAAGAAAGAGUACAAGGUAAGAUUACGGGAAACAAAAGCAAAGCUUCAUAGACUAGGACAUUCAGAAGCAGAAAGAAGUCGUCGAAAAUGGUGGGGACGAAUAAGCGCAAGAGCAUCCUAGAAGCUCUACGAGUCAUUUCACAGUGUGAAUGUGGGCAAAUAUGGAGCUUCCUUGAAGUUAUUUAAUUUGUCAGAACUCAGAACAUUUCCAGUUCUCUCCCCCUUUUCAGGAGCUGCUCUGUUGCAUAUUUAUGGCAUCGUCUAGUUUGAAGUAGCAGCGGAUGAGAACUUGUAUAUCUACCAAUUUUUGGCAACUCGGUGGAAGUUUAGUUGUUAAGUUUGUGCAUAGCCAGAUAGAAAUUGUAGUGAUUUAAGCCCAAGGUUAGUCAAUUUUUGUAUAUCCUGUUGUUGUUAGUGUAGGUACCAAUUAAUGCUCAGUACUGAAUAUACGGGGAAAACUGUUCAUAUUGCCCCAUUAUGUAGUCCGUGUUGUUGUGAUAUCUUUAAUUCAUCCAAAAUUACG